AUGAAAUGGUGUUCAAAGCAAAACCACAAUACAAGUUAUCGUGGUAAUACGAAAUUUAAAGCACUUUGAUAUAAUAAGUGUAGUGUAGCGGGUACAUGAAGACAGUCAAAGAUAUGAUGAAAGUACAAUAUCUAUAUGUGCCUACCGGUCCGCACUAUCAGUAACCUAUUAAAACCAAAACAGAAAUGAAAGUGAUAACAACAAAUAUUACUUCUUACUGAUGCCCGUUCGCUUGCUUCUGGUCGAUGAUGCAGUUUCCUUACUCAUACCCGGCUUAGGCAUAUCGUCAGACGAGAUCUUGUUUAACUCAUUAAGUGAAGAGAUACGAUGUCGCUUCCCAUCGCCGGUGAUUACAAAAACGAAACCCAAUUUGGUGAAGCACUUGUUGACACCAUAUUUUUCACGUGCAGCCAUAAAAGCGUCGUGCCGAGACUUCGUAAGAAAUUCGGAAAUAGUUACACCUGAACCUUUUAAAACAGUUUUAGAAAACCAAAUCUUACUGCGCACCUCUUGAUCUCGGAGUUUUAGUAAGACUGGUCGAGGACGAUCAGUAGUAGUGGUCUUGCGUCCCAUACGAUGGCAGCGGCUGAUGUCAUCUUUGGUGAACCCACUGAUCUUCAUACGCUCUGUAACUGCUUUCACAAGAACAGCUACUGUGUCCUCAUUAGACUCCUCCGGUAAACCAUGUAAAAGCAACAUCUUUCUUCUGCUGUGCAUUUCAAUGUUGUCAGUUUGUUGCAUCAGAAGGUUGAUCUGUUCCUGGAGACUUUGUAGCGCUGUCAUAAUAUAGCUUCUAAAUGUGGAGAAUUCACCGUUGAGGUUAGAGAUGGUGGUAGAAGGUGCUGAGGCUUGAAGGUCACUCUGAUACUUAUCCAUUCUAUCCAUGAACAUCUUUUGAAGCUGGUUCAUUGAAUUUUGGAUGGCGUCCAUUUUGCAGUAAUAAAGUAGUGGAAUGUACACGAGUGUAACAGUAAUAUAAUGUGGAUUUAAGUAAGGAUAACACUCGUCAGCAGGAUUUCCUUGCUGCGCUUACUUGGACAGUUGGUGCAUUCGUCGCAACACCGGAUAUGUGGAUAGCCGCCAAGCCAAGAUGUGGUGAUUUUAUUCGAAGAUAAUUAAGUUUUAGUGUUGGAACAGUGACUGACCAUAGACAAUUAGUGCUAGUUAUUGGUGCGCGAUUGAAAGGAGGACUUCGAGGUGGACCAAAAUGCUAUUGUUUAAGAUUGCGCCAGUUUUCCUUUUGGCAUUCGCCGUGGGAGCCGAGAAGAAGAUCGAGUUACAGGACAUCGAGGAAGACAAUCUUAAAAGCGAGAAAGAAAAGGAUUUUGAUAAAUCCGAACCUCGUUCUGAAUCCGGACAGAGUUCUGGCCUUCCUUUGGAAUUUUUGAAGAACGGCCUUCUCAGAUACUUUGAAUCUCCUACACACGGCCAGCAGCCGCAGCAACCGCGAUAUGUACAACAGUACGCAGUCACUGAACCCCCAGAACGACCUACAGUGUCAACUGAAAAAGGACACUAUCCAUCGACUGGUCAGCAGGCGAUGGUCGGUUACUUGUCAAACGUACCCAUGCAGAUAUAUCUAGUCCCUCAGUAUUACAACGAGCAGCCGGAACAAGCUGUUAACGCACAACCUGGAGUGCAGUACACAGCUCCUAGUAUGCCUCGAGUGGCGUACCCUACAGCACCUGAAGCAGUACAAACACAAACGAAUUAUAUAGAAGUGCCAGCAUACGUGACGCCGACUGGGAAGGCAUACGUACAGCAAUACUCUUCACCUGUCGCAUACGUAAGCUAUACGCCUCCGCCGACCGUUGCUCCCACGCAGGCUACGGUAACCGCACCUGUGCUUGCCUAUCCAGUACCAGUUGUUCAAUACCCGACGGCAAUCGUUGCACCUCCAGUCGUACCUAAAGGUUAUUACCAUAACUCACAGUAUGAAAACAAUGCUGUAGAGGAAACAAGGGAUAACGAUGAAGAACAGAAACAUUACGUCACUCAAACUGACGCCCCCUAUACGAAAUCUCCGGAAUACCCUAGAUAUUACUCAUCGAGAGCACCUAUUAGAGAUGAAUAUAGACAUAGUUCUAUAUCUGAGCUUCCUCCACCGAGCCCUUUGUUAUUGAAAGGCCCACCGCCUCAUUUGUCUCAUAUACCUAAAGCUCUUCCGAUGUAUCGUCCCCUAUCGAAACCAGUGUACGCUAGCGCAGCAGGCCUUAUCCAAAACGCUUACACCCCACGACCGAGCGACGCUUAUGGGGUGCCAUACAAACGACGUCCUAACUCGUUGCUGGAAUCAUACAUUCCUUCUAGCUUACAGUUUGAAUAUUUAAAAAGAGGUUAUAAUAAAGAUCCGUUAGCUUUGUACGAAGCGUUAUCAAGCGGUAGGCAUCAUUCUCCAGUGGCGCCGAGGCAUUACGAAAGAGGAUUCCUUCCAAACCAGAUGUAUCAUACCGCAGCAGGAGGAGUUACUUAUGGUCACUACAAAAGAACCCCUAAAAUUGAUAAAGCAUCGAAAUAAAUCAAAACAAAAUAUGAUUUAGAGGCUACGCAUUUAUGAUAGUGUGCUAAUAAGUUCAUACUAUAAUAAGGACUAAAUUUCGAUAAGGCUCAAGUUAUGUUCUAAAAAAUCUUUCACGUAUGGUCAGUAUUUUAUUAAAAGUAGGUAAGUGUUAUUUAUGAUAAAUAAAUUGU
Diatraea saccharalis (sugarcane borer) is the source of this 2691-nucleotide messenger RNA. Lineage: Eukaryota; Metazoa; Arthropoda; Insecta; Lepidoptera; Crambidae. The record is from the annotation of a GenBank genome assembly.